Anarrhichthys ocellatus (wolf-eel) is the source of this 4406-nucleotide messenger RNA. It is a transcript of the gene sppl3, whose product is annotated as signal peptide peptidase 3. Gene Ontology annotation, cellular component: cytoplasmic side of endoplasmic reticulum membrane; lumenal side of endoplasmic reticulum membrane; Golgi-associated vesicle membrane. The transcript is spliced from 11 exons. Bases 523 to 1662 code for a protein of 379 amino acids. Gene Ontology annotation, molecular function: aspartic endopeptidase activity, intramembrane cleaving. Lineage: Eukaryota; Metazoa; Chordata; Actinopteri; Perciformes; Anarhichadidae. The record is from RefSeq and is a predicted model, not a curated record. Gene Ontology annotation, biological process: membrane protein proteolysis.
GGGAAACCAUUGCCAGUACAAAAGCGUCUCAGUGCACGUCCUACUUGUGUCGCUCUACAGCAGGGCGAUUCUGCGCGUUCCCGUGACUCGCCAUAGAAAACAAAGCUUGAACGUCUCCCACAACAGCGAGGGGUGCAGACUUGAGGACUAUCUGAAUUUAUUCUGGAUACAUCAUGCUGGAUAUGGAUCUACAGUGGGUGUAGCAUUGUUGGAGACCGAGCCUUCACGGCCGGGGUUGACGGCAGGACAUUAGCGAAAACGGACGAAAAUAACAUCAGUGGUUUUUUUUUCUCGGGGUGCUUUGUCUUGUCCACCUAACGAUAGCAAACCAUCAUUCAAGAUAUCCAGCUAGUGACUACUAGCUGCCGCCGGGAUGUAUCGUCAUGUUGUCACCUUAAAGUAGCUGCUAGGACUGUUGGAUUGUGAAGGAUACGCAGAAAACCUCUCCGAGGUCCCAUCGGGUUGUCACCGGGACCUGAAUCUGUGUUGGCCACAGUCGCGGAACCCACUGUUUUCGGCGAUAUGGCGGAGCAGGGCUACACAUCUUGGGCCUACUCCCUAGUUGACUCCAGCCAGGUGUCCACCUUCCUCAUAUCCAUCCUCCUCAUCGUCUAUGGCAGCUUCAGAUCAUUAAACAUGGAUUGUGAGAACCAGGAGAAGGAUAAAGACGGUAACCCCAUGCCGGGGACCUUCAAUAACGGCUCAAACAACAGUGAGUGUAUUCAGACUAUAGACUCCACACAGGCGCUGUUCCUGCCCAUAGGAGCCUCGGUGUCUCUGCUAGUCAUGUUCUUCUUCUUCGACUCGGUACAGGUGGUCUUCACCAUCUGCACGGCAGUUCUUGCAACAAUUGCAUUUGCAUUCCUCUUGUUGCCGAUGUGCCAGUAUCUGACCAGACCCUGCUCCCCGCAGAACAAGAUUUCUUUUGGCUGCUGUGGGCGUUUCACUCUGGCGGAGCUCCUGGCCUUCUCCCUCUCCGUCAUGUUGGUGCUCAUCUGGGUGCUGACUGGACACUGGCUUCUCAUGGACGCUUUAGCCAUGGGCUUGUGUGUCGCCAUGAUAGCCUUCGUGCGGCUUCCCAGUCUGAAGGUGUCCUGCCUGCUGCUGUCAGGACUGCUCAUUUAUGAUGUAUUUUGGGUGUUCUUCUCAGCCUACAUCUUUAACAGUAAUGUGAUGGUCAAAGUUGCAACCCAACCUGCUGAAAAUCCCAUAGAUGUUCUGUCCCGGAAGCUCCACUUGGGACCAGGGAUGGGCCGCGACGUCCCCCGUCUCUCAUUACCUGGAAAACUGGUCUUUCCCAGCUCCACAGGAAGUCACUUCUCGAUGCUGGGAAUAGGAGACAUCGUGAUGCCGGGGCUGCUGUUGUGCUUCGUCCUGCGCUACGACAACUACAAGAAGCAAGCAAAUGGGGAAGUCCCUUUGUCCGGACGCAUGCAGCGCGUCUCCUAUUUCCACUGCACUCUCAUCGGAUACUUUGUGGGUCUGCUGACUGCCACCGUGGCCUCCAGGAUCCAUCGCGCGGCUCAGCCCGCUCUGCUCUACCUGGUGCCCUUCACCCUGCUGCCUCUGCUCACUAUGGCCUACCUGAAGGGGGAUUUGCGGCGCAUGUGGUCCGAGCCCUUCCACACCAAGACCAGCAGCUCCCGCUUCCUGGAGGUAUGAUGCACCCUGGGAUAAAAAAAACGACCAGUGCGGGGAGGACUGCUGAUCUUUUACCUUAAUUAGAGGGAAGGAGAGAGGGCGCACUCACAGUGAGGCCAUGUUGUCAUCACUUGUUCAUGCUUUCCGCCAAUCUUCUGUGAAAACCCUCAGAAGGACACCAGUGUGUGGAUCACAACGCCCCAACACGAUUCAUUGUUGGUACCUACAUCCUCCCCGUUUCAUCGCCGCUUCCUCUUUUCUCUUUUUUAGCACAUCCUGCCGACGCCGUGUUUGUCUCUCUCCCCCCCCCCCCCCCCCCCUCUCCUUUUUCCGUUUUCUCUGCUCUUUAGUUAGUCUCAUUUGCCACUUCUCUCCCAAGGCUCCUUCCAUUCGUCAGGCCUCUUCUCGCUGCGAUUUCCUUCUUUCCCUGCGUCUUUAAAUUUCUCUGCAUCUCUGUUUGUCCCCGACUCGGAUGAACUCGAGGGCCAAGCCUCCCCCCUUUUUGUGGACUUAGGGUUGUGAGACAUGGCUGGGGUUUCUAUAUAUAUUUUUUUAGCAUUCUCGUGGUCAUUAUUAUUGGUAUUCUUAUUAUUAUUAUAGAACGAUUUAAACAAACUGAGAAGAGGCGGAGUGUUGCAGUGGCACAGGACAGUGCUCGGGAGCAGCGACACAGUAAAGGAGAAGAGUCUUCCCCCUCCAUCCGUCUCCCUCUUCCCCCCCCCCCCCCCUGCUUUCUUCAUCUGUCACUUCAUCCCUCCCACCACAAUGGCUUUUUCCCCCAGUACUCCCGCCCUCCAACACUCCCCGCGAGCCCCACCUGCAUCCUCUCUGUUCAUCUGCUGUCCCCAUUCCCUGCCCUCACAGAUAACUAUGUAUUUUAUUUAGAAAAAGUUUUAUUCUUGGCAUAUACAGAAAUGCAUUAUAAAUUGUUAAGCUGCCCCCAGCAUUUUAGGGGCCGCUUCUAUUUGUAUAUAUGUGUAUUUGCGGUAUCUUGAGUUUGUAUUUGUGUUUGGGAGCAUGUUGAAUAGGGUGGGAAACCAACGCCAGCCAACAGCUGAAUUUUGGUGAAUUUUGGCUGCCGGUUUUGUCGAACCGACUGGUGAGCAUCCAUCACUUACAGGUUGUUUUCUAAAGUUUGUUGGCUUGUGUGAUAGAAAUGUAGCUGAUGGAUCUUUGGGAUAAAAAAACAAACAUCUGCAUCGGUGGCUGGUUUCCUGCUCUAGUGUCCAGUGUGUUGGAUCAAACGGUUUCAUAAACACGACAUGUCUAAUGGAAACAGUUUGUGUCCUAACUUGUUAAAAAAAAGUUACAGAAAACUCAACAGGGGGCAAUUUGUUUUUAUCGGUCUUUCUUCGGACAGUUGGAAAUGUAAACAGUGUUUUUUUUUUUUUGUUUUUUGUUUUUUUUUCAAAUAAAUGAAUGUUGAAUUCAUUUUAAGGUAUGCUAUGUUACUUUUCAUCAUGAAGCCACAUCAUACAUCAUGCUGGGUAAUUUCUCUUGUGCACAUCCUAAAUGUACAUGUAUUUAUGGCCAUGGAGACACUUAAAGCAUCAAAUUUUAGACAUUAUAAAUGUCUGAGCAUGGUGAUAUCUGAUCGGUUUGUGUACGUUUUGACGUAAGAAGUCGGUGGAACAGCACAACAGCACACGUCAUCUGAACUUCACCUCCAUCGAUGAAGACCAUCGUGAAAGUUUGGACUCAAAGCAUUGGAGAUAAGGGAAGACGUACCGAGGUGGUUUUCAUAUGUAGUUACAGAUGAAGGGUACUCUGUGUGGACGAUUAAGUGUGUUUGUGUGUGUGUGUGUGUGUGUGUGUGUGUGUGUGUGUGUCAUCGCAUAAUAAAGUCUGUUUGGAACUAAAGAGGGGAUAAAAUCAGUUAUGAAAUUAGAAAUAAAAGUUCACCCAUAGGAUGUUUUUCUGUCACCACUUGGUCCCCGACAGUCUCUUUUUCUUUUCUUUUUUAUGGUCCUUCCACUUUUUUGUGGUGCUUGUCAGUUAAUAUCUAAUGUAUACUGGAAAAAGUGUGAGCGAUUGCACAGCAGGAAGUCGGAGAGACGUACGGACGAUGCAGUUUGCUCGCUUUUUGUUUUUGUUUUUUACUUUUCUAUGCUAUCUGGCCGUGCAUGUUUAGUGUACAGUGUAUCAUUUCUCAGACUGCAUCGACGGGGCUACUGCAGUUUUGAGUCUCUGCUGGCCGACGGCGAGGCACUGGACCUAAUGAGCUCGCCUACAAAGAGCAGCGUGAGUGGUUGGACAAAGGCUGCGGGUCAGAAAGACUGCGAUUGGUCAGCUCUGACCUCCUGUGACUGAUUCACAAAGGCUGAAUAUUAAUAAGACGUGAAUGCCGUCGGGUUGGGACACCCGGCCUGCCGCUCAGUGCGGUCGCCUAAACUCGGACAUCAUGGGAACCACAAGGCCCCUUCACCUCUUCAUGGACAUGGACAGAAAAUAUAUAGAUCUAUAUACAUAUAUAUGUGUGUGUAUAAUAUGUAUACACUCAUAUAUGUGUGUAUAUAUGUACAUACAUAAAUAUCUGAUGAUGAUCAUGGUGAAAACAACAAAAAUGUUUUGUUUUUUAUAGAAAAUGAAUUCCUUUUUACCCGGUUAGUAUUUUUAUUUUUUUCCUUUAGUUCUUUAUUUUAUUUUAUUUUUAUUUCCACCUCUUCUCCCCUCCAGCAGAGGACUCCAGCUCUGUUGGUGUAUUGAUAUUACGGCUGAAUGGAUUCUGUAUAGAACAAUGGUGAAUAAAUAAAUUAAGAACUGUG